GGGAAAACGAAAUCGCAUAAACAUCAAAGAGAUCUACCUCACAGUUGCGCAAUUGAACAGCAAUGUCUCUGCCUCAGUUUGUGCCCUUCCCAGACGCCAAAAUUCGACAAAGCAUCCAGUCAGAUGAGUGGCAGCUGUACCUGGAUUCAUGGACGUCGCUGACAGAUCUCUAUUUGCGCCUGAAUAAUCAGCAAUUUGCAUCUGCGCGGCAGGAUGUUGAUUCGCCCGGGUUCUUUCUGAUCUCCUUCUUUCACGAACUAGCAGGCGAUGACAGCCUUGCAACAAAGGUCGUCUCACUGCGCAAGAAGUCUUUCCUGCUACUCCACAGGAUAUGGUCUGGGCAAGAUGUGGAAGACGCCUUCCUCAACUGGCCUGUACUGGCAGACAUAUGCAAUGCUUUCACAAAGAGUGAGCAAUUCCGGAGACUACUGCAAACGCUGUGGCAGCGUAUGAGUGGGACAAUUGAGAAGUCAUUGCAGGCAGCAAAGACAUCGUUAAUACGGAAUCUCGACUCGAAACGACCCGAAGAAGCGGAGAGCACCUUGAAUCGGAUAGCGCCACUUCUAAAAGCCUCACCAGACGCGAGCAUCUAUAUGCUCACUGGAUCCGAUUUCCUCGAUUCUCUCUAUAGCGCUUACCCCAAAGUAUCACCGACAAUGCAAAAGAAGCUUGUCACAACCGCAUAUUUCGGCCUUACAGCUACACUAGAAGGCGCGAAACCGAACUACUCUUUACUAUCUGACCACCUUUACUCGCUCAAAUCCAGUGAAGAGCACGAGCAAAAGAAGGAACAAGGCAAGAAGACGCUCGUUGCAGAUUUGGUCACCAACACACCAUUGCUUGAGAAGAUUAGAGACAAGGCUACUACUCCUGAAGCAACGAGAGUGUGGAAUACUGCAGCAUCACUCAGUGUCUUCCAUCAAUCGAGCAUUGUUCGACCAAAGCGACUCGUCCGCCGGAAAGUCGACAAAGGCAAGAAUAAGGCAGAAGCAGAUGACUAUGGGCACGGUGCUUUCACCGGCGAGGUUCAUGUUCAUCGCAUGAGCGUGAUUACUCAAAUACAAGACCUCUUUCCGGAUCUUGGCGCCGGCUUUGUAGUGAAGCUGCUGGACGAGUAUAAUGACAAUAUCGAGGAAGUCACCGCCCACCUACUGGACGGUUCAUUACCGCCACAUCUCGCAGACGCUGAUCGGAGCGAUCAACUACCCACACCAUCCUCGGCACCUCAAUCACAUCUCCCUUCCAGGUCAAGUCAACACCUGCCCGAGCGCCGUAACGUUUUCGACGACGACGAGUUUGACAAGCUCGCUAUCGACACCUCACAUCUUCACAUCGGGCGCAAGAACAAGGAUCUCACAGCAGACAAGGUUCUAUCAGAUCGCAGCAAAGCACCCGCGACAUCCCAUAUCCUUGCCGCAUUGGCAGCUUUCGAUUCUGACGAUGAUGAGCGAGACGAUACGUACGACUUUGAAGAUGUCGGCGCUUCUGUCGACACUGCCGCGCCGGAUGGAGAUGCCAACUCUGAUCUGUCGAACAAGAACGAGGAAGCACUCUUCCGUGCGUUCAGCAAGAGUCCUGAUGUGUUUGGUCGCGAUGUGGAGAAGAAGCGAGGCAAAGCCCGCGCAGCGUUGAAGAGCGAGACCGGUAUGACCGACGAAGCAAUCGAAGGUUGGGGCAUCAUGAUUGGGCGCGAUCCGAAACGUUUACGGCGCCUCGAGGCUAAAUUCUCCACUUUCCACGGCCAACAGAGGGAGUUGCAGUCUACAGCAUGGAAGAACAGUCCUGCAGGGUCAGGAGACGAAGGGAGCGGGGAUGGAGGAAGAGGAGGCUUCUGCGGCAGAGGACGUGGCAGAGGCCGAGGGCGUGGUGGACGUGGAGGUGGACGAGGUGGCGGCAAUGUCGCAGGGCCUGCCAACGAAAAAAGCACACAGAUUGCUCGACAACGCAAAGAAGCCAACAAGGGCCGCAACCACAACGCUCAGCGAGACAAGAAAAUGGCAAGAGGCGGGUUUUCUGGGUAAGCUGCCGAACUACCGACUACCUUCGACCUACAAUGUUAAGGGCUGGAUGAGCGCUAUACGCCACAGCGUGCCUAGCAUCUCGUCCAACGUCUAGAUCUUUCGAAAAGGAUCUGCUAUGCACGCUAUUAAUAAUUCGCAGGUGAUUGUUGCGACAAUCGGUAUAUGACCCAUACACCGCAUCGACGUUGCUCAGGGGGUGAACAAUCAGGA
Molecule: messenger RNA, 2231 nt
Organism: Macroventuria anomochaeta
Lineage: Eukaryota; Fungi; Ascomycota; Dothideomycetes; Pleosporales; Didymellaceae
Exons: 2
Coding region: 63-2021 (652 amino acids)
Molecular function (GO): ubiquitin binding
Source: RefSeq, a predicted model, not a curated record